This is a messenger RNA of Taeniopygia guttata (zebra finch), 1406 nucleotides long. The record is from RefSeq and is a predicted model, not a curated record. NCBI's taxonomy places the organism in Eukaryota, Metazoa, Chordata, Aves, Passeriformes, Estrildidae.
UCCCCCCUUGUGCAGGAUCCUGCUCCAGCAGAAGCACAGCUGUUUACAUUUUCCAUUUCAGGGGAGGCUCCCGCCUUCCUUAUCGGACGUUUCAAACCAAGACAAGGUGCUUCUUGGGAAUUAGGCAGCAGCUUCCGCCACCUAAACCCCACACUGCUACAAACUCAGCCCCGUGUGGGGUGAGCGGCGCGGGGGCAGCACCGGGGGCCAGGAGAAGCCGCAGCGAUGGCAGAACGGAAAGUGCUGAACAAAUAUCACCCCCCAGCCUUUGAUCCGGCCAAGAUCCCGAAGCUGAAGCUCCCGAAGGACCGGCAGUACGUGGUGAGGCUCAUGGCCCCCUUCAACAUGAGGUGCAGGAGGUGUGGGGAGAACAUCUGCAAGGGCAAGAAGUUCAACGCCCGCAAGGAGACGGUGCAGAGCGAGCCCUACCUGGGGCUGCCCAUCUUCCGCUUCUACAUCAAGUGCACGCGCUGCCUGGCUGAGAUCACCUUCAGGACAGACCCCGAGAACGCAGAUUACGCCGUGGAGCACGGCGCCACGAGGAACUUCCAGGCAGAGAAGCUCCUGCAGGAGGAGGAGAAGAGGAUGCAGAAGGAGAGGGAAGAGGAGGAGCUCAACAAUCCCAUGAAGGUCCUGGAGAACCGAACCAAGGACUCCAAGCUGGAGAUGGAGGUCCUGGAGAACCUGCAGGAGCUGAAGGAGCUCAACCAGCGCCAGGCCAGCGUGGAUUUUGAGGCCAUGCUGAAGCAGUUCAAGGAGCUGGAUGAGGAGCAGAGGCGCAAGGAGCAGGAGGAGGACAAGCAGGAGAUGAAGGCCGUGCUGGAACAGGCCCAGAACCGCCGGCUCCUGGUGGAUCCCGACUCUGACGAGGAACUGGCAAAACGCUGCCCGAAUCCCACGGCCCAAAGAAAACCCAUGGACACCCUGCAGGAGCACCCCCAGAGCAAGAGGCCGAGGCCGGCGAGCUGGGAGCACAGCGUGGGCAAGCUCAGCACCAAGGCCCAGCUGGCCAGGCUGGUGGCCCGCAGGAAGCAGAAGCCAGGUCCUGCCCUGGACAAUGGGAUGGAAUCCCGAGGCACCACGGCCACCACCGGCUCGCUUCCAGCAGCAGCAGCAGCAGCCAUGUCUUCACUGGGGCUGCUGGGAGCCUACGAGGACAGUGCCAGCGACUGAGGAGCCAGCAGGGCAGGGACAGAGCACGGACAGAGCAGGGAUGGGGCUGUCCCCGCGCCCUGAUGCUCCUGGAGCCCCACACUGUGGUGACAGGGCUGUCCUGCCACCACCAGCCCCCUCAGAUGUCCCCUGGAGCUCAGGGACAAACCUGGGACAAACCUCUCCUCGCUCUUCCGAGCCUGCUGGGCUCCAGCAGCCAGAGCUCUAGAAUAAAUGGGAUCUGGCAGAAAAAA